UCAAAUUUUUCUUUUUUCAUCCUUUUACGUUCGAUAUGGCUGUGGCUUUGCGUUUCGGUAUAAAUUUAUUAAAAAUUAACAGAAAUUCUGUACAAAGUCUUAACCGAAUUGUGGAUAGCUAUGCAGCACAAAUACAACCAAGCAGUGGAUAUGGCACCGAGGUGACCGUAGAAGCUGCACCUUUAGCGAUAAAGAAACAAAAAGUUAGCAAUGCCAUGAAAGCCUACCUCGAACGUGCGCGAGAAAAUGAUGAAUUCAUGAAAACACAAAAACUAGAGUAUCAAAUUGGUAAAAGGCACUUGGCUAACAUGAUGGGCGAAGAUCCAGAAACAUUUACGCAAGAGGAUAUCGAUAAUGCAAUCGAAUAUCUAUUUCCCUCGGGCUUGUUCGACAAACGUGCACGACCGCUAAUGAAAAGUCCGGAAAAAAUCUUUCCAGUGCGCAAAGCGGCGGAGUUUGACGAAACGGGUCGGCCAUUCCACAGUAUGUUCUAUACUGGAAGCCCUAAUUUCUUCAAAUUGUUGUUCGAUAUUGUGGAGGAGAUGAAUAAAUUAUAUGAACUGGAGGAACGUAUGUUGCGUCGUGGCACGCGCGCUGACCCAAACCAGAAAGUGGACUUCACUGGUUUCGAGUGGUUGCCUAAGAGUCAACUUGAAACCAAGUUGGUCGAACACAUUAACGACUUGGAGUAUACAAAUUUUACAAAUGCCAUGGAUCGCUUAGUGUCAUUACCAUUUUCAUAUAAAAGUCGUGACUUUAUUAACAAAUUCGCCAAACCGUUGCUGGAUCAAACAAAACAAUUGGAAAUACCAAAACCACAAUUCGAUGCAGAUGGUCGUCAAUUUGUUACUACAUAUGAGUGUUUACGUAAGACCGCACGUGGCGAUGUUACUAUACGGCUGCCUGGUACAGGAAAAAUUACAAUUAACGGGCAAGAUAUAACAUAUUUCGAAGAAUUACAGAGUCGAGAGCAGGUGCUCUUCCCGCUUGUUUUCGCUGAUAUGCUUGGUAAAGUUGACAUCGAGGCUAAUGUGGCCGGUGGUGGUCCAUCUGGACAGGCGGGUGCUAUUCGUUGGGGCAUAGCGAUGAGUUUGCGUAGUUUUGUCGAUCAAGAAAUGGUCGAAUCGAUGCGUUUAGCGGGCCUGCUGCAACGUGACUAUCGUCGCCGUGAACGUAAGAAGUUUGGACAGGAGGGUGCACGCCGCAAGUACACUUGGAAGAAGCGUUAAAGCUUAUCAGCUUUGCAUAUUUAAGAAAAACGCCUUAUAAAGAUAAGCAAAUAAGAUGUACUUUUUCGUUAUACCAAAAACAAUUUUAUGUUUGUUAAACACUUUUGUUGUAAGUUAUGUAUAUCAACUAUUGUAGUGCAAAAUGAAAAUAUAUACAACCAAAAAAGCAUUACAAAUA
This is a messenger RNA of Rhagoletis zephyria (snowberry fruit fly), 1407 nucleotides long. RefSeq names its product mitochondrial ribosomal protein S9 (gene mRpS9). Lineage: Eukaryota; Metazoa; Arthropoda; Insecta; Diptera; Tephritidae. Gene Ontology annotation, molecular function: RNA binding; structural constituent of ribosome. Gene Ontology annotation, biological process: translation. Gene Ontology annotation, cellular component: mitochondrial small ribosomal subunit; ribosome. The record is from RefSeq and is a predicted model, not a curated record.